Messenger RNA from Hyla sarda, 1971 nucleotides. Its product is annotated as oocyte zinc finger protein XlCOF7.1-like. Lineage: Eukaryota; Metazoa; Chordata; Amphibia; Anura; Hylidae. Gene Ontology annotation, molecular function: DNA-binding transcription repressor activity, RNA polymerase II-specific. Bases 151 to 1743 code for a protein of 530 amino acids. Gene Ontology annotation, biological process: negative regulation of transcription by RNA polymerase II. The record is from RefSeq and is a predicted model, not a curated record. The transcript is spliced from 7 exons.
UCCUCCUCCAUGUGACCGAUCACAUGACUGUGACAUCACCGCAGGUCCCAUAGCAAGGAGAAAUCCGCGCGCUUCUCCACAGAUACAGGUUCCUCCAACCCAGGAUCCUCUGCUGAUAUCUUCUAUAUAAGAGAAGUCUCCUGAUCAACCAUGGAGAGAGACAGGAACAAGAUGGCCGACAGGAUAAUAGACCUCACCCUAGAAAUACUCUUCCGGAUUACUGGAGAGGAUUACAUAGUAGUGAAGAAGUCCACUAGUGGGCGCUGUUGGACUUCUGUGUCUGAAGGAUGGGAAAAAACGUUGAGCCCAAUCCCGGGGCCCCCACCUCACUCUCUGAUACAUGAGGAAAUGAAUGAACAGAAGAUUCUAGAUCUGAUCAACAAGAUGAUGGAGCUGCUGACUGGAGAGGUUCCUAUAAGGUGUCAGGACGUGGCGGUCUAUUUCUCCAUGGAGGAGUGGGAGUAUGUAGAAGGACACAAGGAUCAGUACAAGGAUCAGGUGAUGAUGGAGGAUCAGCAGACCCUCACAUCAGCAGUCAGAUCCAGUAAGAGAACAGCAGCAGAGAGGUGUCCCCGUCCUCUUCUUCCACAGGAUCAGGAUCAGCUUCUGAAUCAGUGUGAAGAUCUGAAUAAAAUUAAUCCUCCAGAGACAGAUGUGAGCGGUGAUGAGCAGUAUGAGGAGGACAUUUCUACAAGGGAAGAUCUGUUCCAUAUUAUUAUUACAGAAGUAAGGGGAGGGGAAGAAGAAGAAGCAACAGACGUGAGGGGUGAUGAGCAGUAUAUGAAGGACAUUUCUACAAGGGAAGAUCUGUUCCAUAUUAAUAUUACAGAAAUAAGGGGAGGGGAAGAAGAAGAAGCAACAGACGUGAGGGGUGAUGAGCAGUAUAAGGAGGACAUUCCUACAGGGAAAGAUCUGAUCUAUAAUAAUAUUAUAGACAUGAAGGAAGAAGAGACAGAUGUGAGGAGUGAUGAGCAGUAUAAGGAGGAUAUUCCUACAGGUGACCUUUCAGGUCACUGUACCCGGACAUCAAAGAGACUGAGAUCUUCAGGUUUUAAAGCAUUUGAUCCUUUUAUAUCAGUCGUGAGUCUUAGACAACGAAGAAGAGCUUCUGUAAGGAAGAGGUUCCCAUGUUCAGAAUGUGACAAACGUUUUACUACGAAAUCACAUCUUUUUAGACAUAAAAGAACUCACACAGGAGAGAAGCCAUUUCAAUGUACAGAAUGUGGAAAAAGUUUUACUCAAAACAAAUCUCUUGUAUCCCAUCAAUGUAUUCACAGAGGGGAGAGGCCAUUUUUUUGUUUAGUAUGUGGGAAAUGUUAUACUAAUAAAAGUAAUCUUAUUUAUCAUCAAAAAACUCACACAGGGGAAAAGCCAUUUUCAUGCCCAGAAUGUGGGAAGUGUUUUACUCAUAAAAAACUUUUUGUUUAUCAUAAAAGAACUCACACAGGGGAGAAGCCAUUUUCAUGCCCAGAAUGUGGGAAAUGUUUUCCUUAUGAAUCAAGUCUGCGUCAACAUAAAAAAGUUCACACAGGGGAGAAGCCAUUUCCAUGCCUAGAAUGCAGGAAAUGUUUUACUUGGAAAUCACAACUUGUUAAACAUCAAAGAAGUCACAUGGAUAAGAAGCCAUUUCAAUGCUUAGAAUGUGGGAAAUGUUUUACUCAAAAUUCAUAUCUUGUUAGACAUCAAAGAAUUCACACAGGAGAGAAGCAGUUUUUUAUGCCCAGAAUGAGGGAAAUGUUAUAAAUCAGGUGUGCAUCAACAUUAAAAAAAAAACAACUCAUACAGGGGAGAAGCCAUUUCCAUUCCCAGAAUGUAGGAAAUAUUUUACAUUAAAAGCUCUGCUGGGGACCCCCGCAAUCUUGCAUUCGGCACCCACCUCUUUGAGCUGCACUCCACGCUGCCAGCUCACAAACUGCUGGGUGCGGACCACAGGGCCGGAGUAUCGUGACGUUGCGACUCCGCCCACCUUGU